AACGAAUCUUUCUUAUGUUUCCGUAGGAUUUGAUUUGUGAUACAAAUAAAAUAAUUUUUUUUCAUAAUCAUAGUGUACAAUCAAUUGAGUGGUCAAUUUAAAAAAAAACACGAAAAUGGUGAAAAUUAUACUUUCAUCAUUUUUAUUGACCGCUGUGCUGGUGGCGAACAGCAUUCACACAACUACAGCCCGUUCAUUUGAUCGUGAAAAUCGACCUAAUGAAUCCAAGCUAAUCUGUAUUAAACAUUGUCAUCUGGACGAUGAGUUUAAUAAUGACAAAUUCAUAAAGUUCGAAACUGGAAAAUCAUACGUUUAUGCGGUAAAAGUUACCAAUGAAAUUUUAGCUAAAAUCAAUAAAACCCAAACGGAUGGUACUGUGGCCGAUAAUCUAAUCCAGAUUGAUGGUCAAGCACGAUUGGAUUCGAUCAACGCUUGUGAAGUAUCAAUGCAUUUGGAGAAUGUCAACAUUCGAAUGUCUAGCACUGAGUCCUCUUCCCCAGAUAAAGAUGAAGAAAUCGAACGUUAUGAACGUCAAUUGCAAAUUCCAAUCAUUUUCUCUUAUAAAGAUGGUAUUGUUACGGAAGUUUGUUCUCCGGAACACGAACAAGAGGAACCAUUUGUGAUUAAUGUUAAAAAAAGUAUUAUCUCCGCAUUGCAGACCAUCUCGAAUAUUGAAAACAACAAAAAGGAUCAAACAGUGGUCGAAACUGAUUACCAUGGUGAAUGUAAUACCGAUUAUCAUGUCAUCGAGAAUGGUCAAGAUCGAUAUUCCGUUUCGAAACGAAAAGAUUUGCUGAAAUGCAUCAAUCUUGAAGAAUCGGAUGAAUUUUCCGACAUUGGUUUCCUUAUCGAAGAAAGCCGUGAAGCUCAUUCGGAAUGUGAACAACGAAUUGAAUCGCAUCGUGUUGUUGAAUCGGAAUGUCAUUCAUCUCGUUCAUUGGAUACUUUGUUCGAUCAUUUCGACAUUGAUUUGAUAUCACGUGUUCAUCUGCAACAAGUAUCAGCCAGUAAGAAUUCUCAAGAAUUCAAAAAAAGCAAUUCUAUUCUAUUGAACAAUCAACAACAAUGGUUACAGGAUAUUUUUCGAUUAAAAAAAUCACCAUCAUUAAAAUCUCGAUCUAAAUCGUCGGUGAUGGAAAAAGUUGAACUCAAAACUGUCUUACAAAAGAUUUGCAAAGACAUUAAACAAAAUUGGAAUCGUGUCAGUACGAAAACCGUAGAUUAUGUUCAACAAUUGACACAAGCUUUCCGAUAUGAAUCGGCCGAAACGAUCAAAUCAAUUUGGGAUGAACAAAUUAAUAUUGAUGAACAACAAAAUUUUUGUGGUGAUCAAGGAAAAAAAUUGAAAGACAUUUUUGUCGAUACAGCUGCUUCAAUUAUGCAUGAAAAUACGGCAACAAUUGUUCGUGAUGAAUUGUUACGUUUGAAUAAGAAACGAGAUGAAGAUCCAAUGGCCAAUGAACGUUUACGAUAUCUAGCUACUUCAAUGGCUUUUGCUCAAUAUCCAUCAAUGGUGGCUAUACAACAGAUUUUACCAGAAUUAUUGGAUAACAUCCAUGAUUCAGAUAUUGUACUCAGUAUUUCAGCUUUGAUUAAAUCUCCCAUUCAACAACAUCAAGAUUAUAUUAAAUUCAAAGAAGAAAUGUACAAGAAAAUUGUCGACAUUAUCAUGAAAAAUAUUCAGAAUGAAAAAGCCGAAGUGCAAAAUGUACGAUUGUUUAUUGCAUUGGAAAAUGUUUCACCAUGGACUAUGGUAGCCGAACAAGAACGUUUAUUGCCAGUAAUUGUAAAUUCAAAAUGGAGCGAUCUGAUUCGAGUCGUAGCCAUCAAAUCCUUCGAUGCCGUUCAACCUACACCAACAAUACGACAAAGUUUACUGAAAAUUUUUGCCAAUCCAGAUGAAAGUAACGAGAUUCGUAUAAUCAGUUAUCGUACGUUGAUUAAAACUGGAACCACUGUAGAAGAAUUGCAACAAAUAUUAAACGUAAUUGAAAAAGAACAACAAUCACCACACAGACAUGUGUACAAUUAUGUUUGUUCACAUCAGAAAAUUCUAAGGAAUACACUCAACAAAGUCAAACACUCAUCAUUGCCUGAUAAUGCUCCUGAAUUUCCAGAACCAGCAUCAUUAAUGCAAGUAUUCCUUUCCCGACACUAUGAAUACGACUAUGUAGAACAAAAAACAGGAUUUGGAAGUUUCAUUGAAACCGAUGUAAUUAUGCCUAAUGGAAACGAGACAUUCAAAAUUCCACGUUCAAUUACGGUCAACGUAACCAUUCCGAUGGGCAAAACCGAUAGACAAAUGGGAGUAGCAGAAGUCACUAUUCGUCAAGAAGGUUUUGAAGGUUCGAUCAGCGAUAAAAUUCUAUCCAAUAUCAAACAUACAUUGUCAAAACAUCAAAUCGAUAGCGAAUUAUUUGGCCAAUUAGAUUCCAUCGUUAAAUCAAUGACAUCAUCAAAUGCUACAAUGUCAUCUCAUCGACGAAUUCAGUUGUUAGUCAAUGUUGAUGGUAAAAAUAUAUUCCUCUAUGAUAGCGAUGACCGUGAAAAUUGUUUGUCUAACAUGUGGAAACAGUUAAGCAAACGGUUGCCAAUUCGUAUAGAUGAAACAAUGAUCAUUAUGCCAUGGCAAAAACGUAUAGUCAUUGACCAAACUUCUUCAGGUGUUCCCAUGUAUUUCGAGUUUAAUUCUACCUAUAUUGGUUCAUUGGAAGCAAUCGUUGUCAAUAAGUAUCAAUCAACCGAUGGUAUGGAUGGAUUCAUGGAGUUGAUGCUAAAACCAACUUUUGUGGCUCAUACAAAUGUUGGUUUUGGAAUUGAAGGCCAAGAAAACAUGAUGGAUCAAUUCCGAAUCGUCAGUCAAGUACUUGCGGCACCUACAUUACAUUUUCAAAUGGAAAUCAAGCAAGCUAAACAAUUACGAAUGAAAUUUCUUUUGCCCGAACAGGAGCAAGUAUGGUGGAAAUCUGAAACGAAAAUCAUCAAAGGUCGACAUUCACAAGUUGGUCACUUUAAUAAUGAACCAACAAUGGUUACAAAAUGUACGCCUGAUUUAAUGACCAAAUUUUUGGGUGUAAGUCUUUGUAAAAAAACCAUAUUGACCAGUUCAUUGUUGAAACAAAGUGAAAUGAAAGAAAUAAUGGUUGAUUAUAAUGAAAUCACUUUACGUAAGCAAACCGAACAAAUGCAAGGUAUUGAAAUGACCCUCGAGAUGCCUGAACAAUUUUUGGCACCAAUGUUGAUUCCAGAAGAUGAAAGCAGAAUGAAAUUUGAAUUUAGUAUAGCAACACCAAUUGCCAAUCAAUCAGAUCAACAGAAACGAUUCGAAACAGAAUUUGUAGUCGAAUUACCUGUGAAACAAACCGAUGAUCAAUUAUCUGCUAAUUUUUUCAUUCAUGUAUUGAAACGAAAAUUCCAGGCACAUUUCCAACUAUUCGAUGGUACUCAACAAAAGUCAUUUCUCUUUGAAAUUGUAAACGAACAAAACGUUAAACUUGUUCAUGUCAAUGUUGAUGGACAAGUUCAAUCAGAUGGAUCGAACUCUCCCAAAGAUGCAAAAUUCAAUGUUAAAGCUGUUUUACAACCUCUAGAAGGUAUGAAAAUUAUCGAUAGUAAAGGGAUGAUCACUUAUCAAAAACAGCAAGAUGGCCAACAAAAAGUAUGGAUUAAAUUUGAUUUUAAUGAUCAAUCUUUCGUCGAUAUGGUCAUCAACCAAAACGGUCAAUAUGAUAAUGGGCCAUUCAAAAUUUCAACUGAAACAAAAAUAAAAAUCUACGAAGCUCAUGUUGAACAUGGAUGGUUGUUUGUCAAAGAUUCGAAACGAAUUAAAUCAACAAACCAAAUCCGAUACAAUCAAUGGUCUAAUGUGAAUGAAUACGAAACAAUCGAUAUUGAAUAUGAAUUAAACGGUUACGAUUAUCGUUUGCCAUGGCUAACUGAUAAUAUCGAAAACUUGAAACGAUAUCUCCAUUACAAGUUACUUUCGUCACAAUAUCCAUCAUUGAAUGUGGACAUUUCAUACAAUCAAAAACGACAACCAGAUUUAAUGGACGAUGAAUUUGUCUGGAAAUUCGGUAAGAAUCUUGAAAUGAAUCAAUUUCGAAUCGAACGAACCACAAGAAAAAUUCACAAUGUUCAUGAUCGAGAAUCAACUCGUUUAGAUACGGAAAUCCAGGUUCAAUUUACACCAAAAAACAUUCAUUAUGUCAUGAAUGCCAUCACCGAUGUAACCAAAUAUGGUGAAGAGCGAAAAGUGUCGACAAAUCAAGUAAAAAUCGAAGAAAAAAAACGGCAUCUUUUAUUGAUUGAAUCUAAUUUUCAUUCUGAAAAAACUUUAUCAAAACCAUUUCAUUCGCAUUGUGAUGGUGAAAUCAAAUUCCAUCAAUUUAAAUUUACCGUCUCAUACAAGGAUAAAAUUGAUGAAAUUGAAACUGGUAAAUAUCGUGGAAAGAUUGAAAUGGCAGCCGUACCGGAAUCUGGAUCUAAUGAAUUGCCACAAUGGGCAGUAAAACAAUUACAUAUUCAAUACACGCUCGAAAGUGAUAUUGAUCAAUAUGAAGGAAUGAUAGAUUUGAUCGCCAAUGUACGUAAAUUUCAAUAUGAAACAUUCUUUGAGAAUAAUCUCUUGGGUCAUUGUGGACAAAUGGGACUUUUUGAAUUGCACGACAAACAUAUGGGCAAUUUCGAAUUGAAAAACGUCAUGCGACGUGAAGGAGAAAUGAUCUACGAAUUGGAUAUUCAUCAUCAUCACGAUGAUAAUGAUAAUUGUGAAUGUAAAUUGGCAUUUAACACCGGAUCGUAUAAUAACGUAAAAAUUGGUGCCCAUUUAAAAAGGAACGUUCGAAAUAAUCAACUGAAUGGAAAAUUUACAGCUAAAAAAUCCGGCUACAGUCAUGAAACAUCAGUUGACAUGAACCAAAACGUGUUGGAUGUAUCAAGUUUGACCAAAAAACAAGAUCAAACCAUCUUCAUGUUUAAAGCACAUCUGAACCAACAAAAUCAGCUCGAUAUUCAAAGUGAAUCUGAAUUUUUCAUUCUAAAUGUCCAAUACGAACAUUUGGACAAUAAACAAAAUGGUUCAAAUGUAAUGGUUGAAUUUCAAUUGCCACAACUUCAAAUUGAACAUCAAAGCAAAAUUCAAGUCAACGGACAAUCAAAUCAAGAAAUAUCUCAGAUACAAAUUGAUUCACAAACACGUCAUUAUGAAAGAAAUUGGUUAAAAUUCAAUUUCCACACUCAAUCAGAUCAAAUGUCCGUAUUUGAUGGUCAAUUUGGUGGUGAUUUACAUGGUCAGAUUAAAAUCGAACAAGUUCAACCAAAUUUUUAUCAGUUGAUGGUCGAUAUUAAAGCUCCUGGACAACAGAUCAUUCAUCAGACAAAAGCUAAAUGGCAACAUCAUCCAUAUGCAACAAUCAUUGAUUGUUGUCAAUUAAUUACAUUUGACAUGAAAAACUAUCUUGGUGAACGAAUGUUGUUUGAUGUAGUUUACAAUCGACAAGAACAAAUGGCUCAAAAAUAUGUACACGAAUUGAUAAUUAGUACACGUUUCUCACAGGCUGAAUUCGCUUGGUCACCGAAAAAAGCAUUGGUCGUGUUGAAGACAAAAUUAUUCAACGGUAUCGAUCAUCGAACCGAAUUUGAGGAAUUUAAUUUUCCAACAAUAAAGUUUUUAUCAAAAACUAAACAAAAUAAUCAUCAAUUGAUCCAAUUAAUAGGUGAUUUGAUGUUCCGAAAUGGACAGAAAUCAUGGAUGGAAGCAAUCAUUGGUGAUAAGAAUGUUGUACAUAUGGGAUUUGUGCCUAUGAAAGAAUUAUCAACUCAAUUUGAAUCAGGAGAUGGUAUUUACCGUGGUUCGUUACAAUGGACACGUACGGAACCAAAGCAAUGGCUAAUGAAGAUCAACGGUCAGAAACAUUCAUCACAAUUCAAAGUCAUUGUUGAUCACGAAUGUCAUGAUCACACCGAUAUCGAAUGGGAAUCAUCCACAAUUCAUGGAAAACUGCAGCAUCGACUUAAUGAUCGUUUGGUUCGAUUUGAUCUGAUCGGCGAGAAGAACGAAAAAAACGACAAUUUCGAACACCAUAGUCAAGCUCGAUGGGAUCCAGAUUGGCGAGAAUUCAGUCUAACUUCGGAAACCAACAAAUCUGGCCAUAAAUUGAUUUCCUUUGAUGCAGCAUUCGUAGCAAGGCAAUCAUUUCAAUUAAAUGCUGAAUCUAACCUGAAAAAAUUUCCAAUCAAAUUAAACGCAAUGAUCAACAGAAAUAAUAGACAUGUCGAUUUUGAAUUCCAUGACAAACUUCAAGAUCGACGGGCUCGUUUUGAAACAAAAGCAAAAAAUAUCAAAGAUUUUCGCGUACAUUGUGCAUGGGGACAACCACAAGAUGAAACCAAACAGAUUAUGAUUGAAUCUAAAAUUCAAUCACAGCAGAAUAAAGCCAAGAUUCAAGGGCAAUGGUUUGAACAUCACAUUGAAUGUGAAGGCCAGAUGGAAAAACUUGAAAAUAUCCUAGAAAGUCAGAUCAAAAUGAAAGCUCAAUAUUCAAAUCUGGAAAGUAAUGAUAAGAAAUUGGCUAAAUUUGAACAUGAAUACAAACAACAAGAAGGCACACAUGAUGUUUUGGUCGAAUGCCGUAAUGGUCAAACAAAUCUGUUGACUGGUCAAGCCAGGCUCAAAGUACGGAAUAGUCGAUCAGUGGAAUUCGAAAUGAAAACCGAAACUGAUUUGAAAGAUGAAUGGGAUCUCAUGAACACACAAGCUAAAUAUGAACAUCGAUCAAAUAAAAAGAAAAAUUUUGGACAAAUCUUAUCGCUUCAAAUGGGAUCAAAUGAUCAGAAAAAAUCGAUCCACAUAAAAGGCCAAAGUGAUUCAAAAGCCAUCACUUAUGAAUUGAAUUUUGAUUCACCAAACUCAACUGUAGAGAAGAAGGCAAAACUAGAAUGGAAUAAACCGGAACGUAAAUUGCAGCUUAACGUAUAUGAUAAAAACGGUCGUAUUGUUGACGUGAAUGUUGAUCUAUUUGCUAAAGCAGUACAGAAAAAAUUUCAAAUUGUUUCAUUUACGGAUCGAAUUCCAACAAUCGAUGUGGAAGCUGCUUUCGGUGACAAUUCACAUUUGGUCUUUGCUGUAAGCUAUCAACAAGAAAAAAAAUUGGAACUAGUUUUGAACUGGUUCGGCAAAUGGCGUCGCGAUUAUCGGGCAGAAAUCAUGUUCCAGAGAUGGGCUGAACCAAGAUUCGAAAUGAUGAUCCAAUCGCAUCAUCCGGCUACAUUCGAUAAUGUGGAUGCUCGAUUCAAAUAUCAAAACCAAGAAAUUCAAGCUAAAUGGAAUGAUCGCUUUGGUGAUGAUCGACAUUGGCAACGUGAAGCAACCGUCCAGGUUGAUGGCCAUGAAGUAUUGCAUUUGAAUUUGGAUCGAAUACAUCGUGAUGAUUCACAACGACCAUCAACACAUGAGAUCGUACGUUAUGAAGGUCGAUUGAGUGGUGACUAUAGUGGCGAAGGAAAAGCUGAAAUUGUUUUGGAUAAACAAACUGGUCAGGUGAAAGUAUUGCGUGUGGAAGCUCAAGAACAAUCUCGAUACAAUCAACGGUACCUUGUAGAAUUGUUUUUCCGUUACCAAGAACAAUCAGAAUCACCGCAAAUAUCCGGAAUGGCCAUCGAAAGAGAUCAUGGAAAACCGGUAUUGAUUGCAACCUAUGUGGAACCACCGCCAAUGUUAGUUCAAAUGCAAACUCGAAUUAAUACGCUGGCACAUUUGUAUCUUCCAGGAGAUAUUGAUUAUCAAUUGUUGAAUGAAAUCAACUAUGCUCAUGAAGAUGAGACACCAUCUUCUCAGCCAUCCAAUUAUAGACCCAUACAGCAUGUCAAAUCAAAAUUAUUGAAAAAAGGUUCACGAACUCCGAUUGUCGACAUGACAGUGGAAUAUGUUCACAAAGAACAAGAUCCAAAAGAAGUUCGAGUCGAAUGGCGAUCACCAAAAUUUUUAGCAAAUGAACCGAAAGUUUUCAAAUUGAGAUACAAUUUUGAUUCAAUUGAUAGUGUUUGUGAAAAGAGCAAAAAGUUCAUUGAAGUAGAUGGACAGCAAAAAAUGCAGCAUAAAUGUUCAAGUUUGCAGAUGAUUUUUGGUGAUGAACGAAAUUCCCAACAAAAGCCAACGGUUUCUAUUUCAAUGGAAUUCGUAAAACAACCAACCGCAGUGAAUCAUAGUAUUUUGUUCGCAGUGGAAACAAUGAAUGAAAGCGGUCCUAAUCGAGUUGUCAACUUUACCAUGUUUAGUCAUUUAUCACCGGUAUCGAUCGGUGCCAAAUGGCACAAUGUGAACAGAUAUGGUAGAGAACAAUGGGGUCAAAUCUACUUUGGAACUAACCAGCAAUUAAAUGUUACAAAAUAUUAUGACAUCAUUUUUGGUGGUGACCGAAGCUCGUACUCUAUUCAUUUGGAACCGAAAAACAUCAGACAAAGUUAUGUGGAUAUUAAAUUCAAUGUAUGGCAAUUGCUCAAAUCCGUCUUUGAUGGUUCUCAACCUAAACGUAUCGAAGAAUUUUCCGAAAGAACAGAUCUUUAUGGAUGGCGAAACCAAAUGUUUGAAGAACUUAAAGAUGAAAUUCGUUAUAAAUGGCUUCUAUUUAAACGACAAAUAAUUGAUCGUGAAUUGGUCAUGCUGAUUGUAGAUGAAUGUCAACAAAUUCGGCAUAAAAUGCAAAACAGUGAUGAUUACAUUGCCCGAAUGAUUAUUCAAACAUUGGAUAAAGUUAGCCAAUGCUAUGAACAAUGGUCCGAUAGAUACGAUAUUGAACUUAUUUUAGACGAAAUGUUGACAGCUUUAUAUCGAUAUGUUGAACAAUUCGAAUGGAAACUUCUCAACAUGGUCGAAGAUCGUUGUUUUCAGUAUGAACACUGCCGACAAUUGUAUCGUAAGAUUCGUGACUACGAAAUUCAUCAAUUAGUACGACGAAAUGUGGAGAAAUAUAUUCCACAAACAAUGAUGAAUGUUUGGAAUGAUUUCAACCAACAACAACCAAGUCUAACAAAACGUGUAGAUCAAAUUUACGACCAACUUCAGAAUGGAACACUACUCAAAAACAAUACCGUAUCGAAUUUCGUCAACGAAUGGGCAAAUCAAUUCUCUUCAUUGUUUUAUGGACAACAACAACAAAAACAACAGAAAAAUUCGAAAAUCAAAAUGAACAAACAAAUUGGACAUCAUUCGAAUCAAACAAUUACAACAAUGAUAACGAAUUCUAUGGUUCAUCCAAUCAUCAUAAUGAUGGCAAUGUAAACAAAAUUGGCCAAAAUAUAAUUAAAACUAGCUGGUUUUAAAUGGCCAUUUGAUUUGAUUUGACCAAAAAUCAUCACCAUCAUACUAAAUCGAAUUUUAGUGUUCUAAAUUAUUAUUUCUUAUUAUUUGAAACAGAUUCAUGUCAAUCUUUAGAUGAUUUGAUUUUCUUUUCUUCAUUAAUUUCCCUUAGUUAAUCAAGAUUAAUUAUUUAAUCCCUGAAUACCUUGAUGUUUUUUGAGAUGCAUAUAUUAAAUUAAAAGUUAAUUUAUUUUUA
Messenger RNA from Dermatophagoides farinae (American house dust mite), 9551 nucleotides. RefSeq lists its product as uncharacterized. Lineage: Eukaryota; Metazoa; Arthropoda; Arachnida; Sarcoptiformes; Pyroglyphidae. The record is from RefSeq and is a predicted model, not a curated record. Gene Ontology annotation, biological process: lipid transport. Gene Ontology annotation, molecular function: lipid carrier activity.